This is a messenger RNA of Fomitiporia mediterranea MF3/22, 821 nucleotides long. RefSeq names its product golgi SNAP receptor complex member bos1. The transcript is spliced from 5 exons. Gene Ontology annotation, molecular function: SNARE binding; SNAP receptor activity. Gene Ontology annotation, biological process: vesicle fusion; endoplasmic reticulum to Golgi vesicle-mediated transport. Gene Ontology annotation, cellular component: Golgi apparatus; ER to Golgi transport vesicle membrane; SNARE complex. The coding region runs from base 90 to 821 and encodes 243 amino acids. Lineage: Eukaryota; Fungi; Basidiomycota; Agaricomycetes; Hymenochaetales; Hymenochaetaceae. The record is from RefSeq and is a predicted model, not a curated record.
UCGUAGUGAAUUCCUAACAGGCUCGCUUUUGCUAUACGUGCACUCUUCUAGGCUUGCUUGUAGUGGACUGUAUUGCUACGUGAACUGAAAUGAAUUCUCUCUACACACUUGGUGUCCGCCAGACAUCGUCUAUUCAAGCGGACCUUGAGAAACUACGGGCGGGGGAUAAUAGCGCAUCUUUACAUGGGCAGAUUGCAGCUUCACUCGCAGCGUUACAUCGGACUAUCGAAGACUAUGACUCCAUGGCACGAAGAGAAAUGCUAAAGGCAAAACAGGAGAAAGCCCAAAUGCGAUUGCAGAAAUUCAGAACGGACUACAGCGAACUAAUGGGCCAAUUUGACAGCAUAAAGAGGGAGCGAGAUGCUGCGCAGAAAACAGAACUAUUCGCGAGUGCUACACCCAAUACUGCGGGUUCUGCACGGCAACGAUUUGCAAACGGGCCUACACGUAGUACCGCACCUCCUGAACUCGUUGGCGAAUCGCCGUUCCGCAGUGCAACGCCGAAUGGAAGCGUCAUGCCAGGCUCGACCCUUGAUCGCGAGGCAUACGCAUUGCGCGAGCAUUCAUUCGCCCAGACAGCACAUGCACAAUUGGACGACUUUAUCGCACAGGGUCGGGAAGUAUUAGACAACCUGGUGGAUCAACGCAAUAUGCUCAAGGGGACACAGCGACGGCUGCUGGAUGCUGCAAAUACCCUAGGACUGAGUAGGGAUGUCAUUGGGUGGAUUGAGAGGCGAAGUACUCAGGAUAUGUACAUUUUCUUUGGCGGAGCCGUAUUUACAUUCUUCUGUUUUUAUCUCAUAUGGAAGUACUUGGGAUAG